GUAAUACAAAUCAACAAAUUCAUUAUGCUGUAAGAACUUUAUUAGCCUUUAAUUUGUUGCCCCGUGUGGGGAUUGGGAACUGGGAAAGCACAGCCAUAUAAAUGGCCAUCAUCACUAUCAAAUUUCUAUCAUUUUGGCUGCAUUCACCAUGGCACAGAAAAGCAAAGUUUUAGUUGUGGGAGGCACUGGAUACAUCGGAAAAUUCAUAGUUAAUGCAAGCGCAAAAGCCGGACACCCCACGUUUGUUCUUGUCAGAGAGAACAGCCUCUCUCAUCCUCACAAAUCCAACCUUAUUCAAAGCUUCAAGAGUUCCGGAGUCACCUUUCUAUAUGGUGAUCUAAGUGAUCAUUCAAGUCUUGUUAAAGCAUUGAAGCAAGUUGAUGUUGUCAUCUCUGCUGUAAGUGGAGCACAAAAGGAAGACCAACUCAACAUCAUAUCGGCAAUAAAAGAAGCUGGAAACAUCAAGAGGUUUCUGCCAUCGGAAUUUGGGCUGGAUGUAGACCGUCAUAACGCGGUUGAGCCAGCAGCUAGUGCUCUUGCGGGAAAAGCGAAAAUCAGAAGGGCGAUUGAAGCUGAAGGAAUUCCCCAUACUUAUGUUGUUUCCAAUGCCUUUGCUGGAUACUUCUUAAGUACUCUUGGACAGCAAGGUGUCACAGCUCCUCCCAGAGAUAAGGUAGCCAUUUUGGGAGAUGGAAAUGUCAAAGGAGUUUAUGUUGCGGAGGAGGAUGUAGGGACUUAUACCGUCAAAGCAGUGGAUGAUCCCAGAGCUUUGAACAAAAUCUUGUACCAAAGACCCCCUGCUAAUGUUUUGACAUUCAACGAGAUUGUUUCGCUGUGGGAGAACAAGAUUGGCAAGACCCUUGAAAAAAUAUAUAUCCCUGAGGAUCAAAUUCUUAAGAACAUCCAAGAGUCACCUUUUCCUGAGAGCCUUCUCUUGGCAUUAUCCCACUCUGCGCUGGUUAAGGGAGAUUGCACAAACUUUGAGAUUGAACCUUCUUUUGGCGUGGAAGCUUCUCAAUUAUACCCUGAAGUGAAAUACACCACUGUCGACACCUACUUGAAUCAGUUUGUUUGAAAUCCAUGGAGUGCAUCAUACCUAUAAAUUUAAAUUACUCUACUCAGCGCAAUAAAACUACUGUAGGGGCCUAUCAUGUGU
Molecule: messenger RNA, 1156 nt
Organism: Arachis duranensis
Lineage: Eukaryota; Viridiplantae; Streptophyta; Magnoliopsida; Fabales; Fabaceae
Product: phenylcoumaran benzylic ether reductase Pyrc5-like
Exons: 5
Coding region: 149-1075 (308 amino acids)
Molecular function (GO): oxidoreductase activity
Source: RefSeq, a predicted model, not a curated record